Molecule: messenger RNA, 3777 nt
Organism: Procambarus clarkii (red swamp crayfish)
Lineage: Eukaryota; Metazoa; Arthropoda; Malacostraca; Decapoda; Cambaridae
Source: RefSeq, a predicted model, not a curated record
AUGAGUCAUGGAAUGUCACUAAGAAUUACCAAGACUCAUUACGAAAAUACAAAGACUCUCCAGACUUCCCCCAGGACUUAUCUGGACUCCUCAGAAAUCACUAGGACUCUACGAGACGCGCCAGGUCCUACCAGGAGCCAGGAGGACUCCGGAGUUCCCCAGGACACAGCAAGGACCCCGCAGGAUUCACUAAGAUUCCUCAGGGCCCAGCAGGACCCGUUUCGAGGAUAUGAUCAGGAGAAAGGAGACCUCAGCAGCUGGAGAAAGGAGACCUCAGCAGCUGGUGAAAGGAGACCUCAGCAGCUGGAGAAAGGAGACCUCAGCAGCUGGAGAAAGGAGACCUCAGCAGCUGCAGAAAGGAGACUUCAGCAGCUGCAGAAAGGAGACCUCAGCAGCUGGAGAAAGGAGACCUCAGCAGCUGGAGAAAGGAGACCUCAGCAGCUGGAGAAAGGAGACCUCAGCAGCUGGAGAAAGGAGACCUCAGCAGCUGGAGAAAGGAGACCUCAGCAGCUGGAGAAAGGAGACCUCAGCAGCUGGAGAAAGGAGACCUCAGUAGCUGGAGAAAGGAGACCUCAGCAGCUGGAGAAAGGAGACCUCAGCAGCUGGAGAAAGGAGACCUCAGCAGCAGUUAAUGAUAGCAGCAUUGGUGGCAGUAAUGAUAGCAGCAUUCCUGGGAGUAAUGAUAGCAACAUUGAUGGCAGUAAUGAUAGCAGGAUUGGUGGUAGUAAUGAUAGCAGCAUUCCUGGGAGUAAUGAUAGCAACAUUGGUGGCAGUAAUGAUAGCAACAUUGGUGGCAGUAAUGAUAGCAACAUUGGUGGGAGUAAUGAUAGCAACAUUGGUGGCAGUAAUGAUAGCAACAUUGGUGGCAGUAAUGAUAGCAACAUUGGUGGCAGUAAUGAUAGCAACAUUGGUGGCAGUAAUGAUAGCAACAUUGGUGGCAGUAAUGAUAGCAACAUUGGUGGCAGUAAUGAUAGCAACAUUGGUGGCAGUAAUGAUAGCAACAUUGGUGGCAGUAAUGAUAGCAACAUUGGUGGCAGUAAUGAUAGCAACAUUGGUGGCAGUAAUGAUAGCAACAUUGGUGGCAGUAAUGAUAGCAACAUUGGUGGCAGUAAUGAUAGCAACAUUGGUGGCAGUAAUGAUAGCAACAUUGGUGGCAGUAAUGAUAGCAACAUUCCUGGGAGUAAUGAUAGCAGCAUUCCUGGGAGUAAUGAUAGCAACAUUGGUGGUAGUAAUGAUAGCAACAUUCCUGGGAGUAAUGAUAGCAGCAUUGGUGGCAGUAAUGAUAGCAACAUUGGUGGCAGUAAUGAUAGCAACAUUGGUGGCAGUAAUGAUAGCAACAUUGGUGGCAGUAAUGAUAGCAGCAUUGGUGGCAGUAAUGAUAGCAACAUUCCUGGGAGUAAUGAUAGCAGCAUUCCUGGGAGUAAUGAUAGCAACAUUGGUGGUAGUAAUGAUAGCAACAUUCCUGGGAGUAAUGAUAGCAGCAUUGGUGGCAGUAAUGAUAGCAGCAUUGGUGGCAGUAAUGAUAGCAACAUUCCUGGGAGUAAUGAUAGCAACAUUGGUGGCAGUAAUGAUAGCAGCAUUGGUGGUAGUAAUGAUAGCAACAUUCCUGGGAGUAAUGAUAGCAACAUUGGUGGCAGUAAUGAUAGCAGCAUUGGUGGCAGUAAUGAUAGCAACAUUGGUGGCAGCAAUGAUAGCAACAUUGGUGGCAGUAAUGAUAGCAACAUUGGUGGCAGUAAUGAUAGCAACAUUGGUGGCAGUAAUGAUAGCAACAUUCCUGGGAGUAAUGAUAGCAACAUUGGUGGCAGUAAUGAUAGCAGCAUUGGUGGCAGUAAUGAUAGCAACAUUGGUGGCAGCAAUGAUAGCAACAUUGGUGGCAGUAAUGAUAGCAACAUUGGUGGCAGCAAUGAUAGCAACAUUGGUGGCAGUAAUGAUAGCAACAUUGGUGGCAGUAAUGAUAGCAACAUUGGUGGCAGUAAUGAUAGCAACAUUGGUGGCAGUAAUGAUAGCAACAUUCCUGGGAGUAAUGAUAGCAACAUUGGUGGCAGUAAUGAUAGCAGCAUUGGUGGCAGUAAUGAUAGCAACAUUGGUGGCAGCAAUGAUAGCAACAUUGGUGGCAGUAAUGAUAGCAACAUUGGUGGCAGCAAUGAUAGCAACAUUGGUGGCAGUAAUGAUAGCAACAUUGGUGGCAGUAAUGAUAGCAACAUUGGUGGCAGUAAUGAUAGCAACAUUGGUGGCAGUAAUGAUAGCAACAUUGGUGGCAGUAAUGAUAGCAACAUUGGUGGCAGUAAUGAUAGCAACAUUGGUGGCAGUAAUGAUAGCAACAUUGGUGGCAGUAAUGAUAGCAACAUUGGUGGCAGUAAUGAUAGCAACAUUGGUGGCAGUAAUGAUAGCAACAUUGGUGGCAGUAAUGAUAGCAACAUUGGUGGCAGUAAUGAUAGCAACAUUGGUGGCAGUAAUGAUAGCAACAUUGGUGGCAGUAAUGAUAGCAACAUUCCUGGGAGUAAUGAUAGCAACAUUGGUGGCAGUAAUGAUAGCAGCAUUGGUGGCAGUAAUGAUAGCAACAUUGGUGGCAGCAAUGAUAGCAACAUUGGUGGCAGUAAUGAUAGCAACAUUGGUGGCAGCAAUGAUAGCAACAUUGGUGGCAGUAAUGAUAGCAACAUUGGUGGCAGUAAUGAUAGCAACAUUGGUGGCAGUAAUGAUAGCAACAUUGGUGGCAGUAAUGAUAGCAACAUUGGUGGCAGUAAUGAUAGCAACAUUGGUGGCAGUAAUGAUAGCAACAUUGGUGGCAGCAAUGAUAGCAACAUUGGUGGCAGCAAUGAUAGCAACAUUGGUGGCAGUAAUGAUAGCAACAUUGGUGGCAGUAAUGAUAGCAACAUUGGUGGCAGCAAUGAUAGCAACAUUGGUGGCAGCAAUGAUAGCAACAUUGGUGGCAGCAAUGAUAGCAACAUUGGUGGCAGUAAUGAUAGCAACAUUGGUGGCAGUAAUGAUAGCAACAUUGGUGGCAGUAAUGAUAGCAGCAUUGGUGGCAUAAUGAUAGCAACAUUGGUGCAUAAUGAUAGCAACAUUGGUGGCAGUAAUGAUAGCAACAUUGGUGGCAGUAAUGAUAGCAACAUUGGUGGCAGUAAUGAUAGCAACAUUGGUGGCAGUAAUGAUAGCAACAUUGGUGGCAGUAAUGAUAGCAACAUUGGUGGCAGCAAUGAUAGCAACAUUGGUGGCAGCAAUGAUAGCAACAUUGGUGGCAGUAAUGAUAGCAACAUUGGUGGCAGUAAUGAUAGCAACAUUGGUGGCAGCAAUGAUAGCAACAUUGGUGGCAGCAAUGAAAGCAACAUUGGUGGCAGCAAUGAUAGCAACAUUGGUGGCAGUAAUGAUAGCAACAUUGGUGGCAGUAAUGAUAGCAACAUUGGUGGCAGUAAUGAUAGCAGCAUUGGUGGCAGUAAUGAUAGCAACAUUGGUGGCAGUAAUGAUAGCAACAUUGGUGGCAGUAAUGAUAGCAACAUUGGUGGCAGUAAUGAUAGCAGCAUUGGUGGCAGUAAUGAUAGCAGCAUUGGUGGCAGUAAUGAUAGCAACAUUGGUGGCAGUAAUGAUAGCAACAUUGGUGGCAGUAAUGAUAGCAACAUUGGUGGGAGUAAUGAUAGCAACAUUGGUGGGAGUAAUGAUAGCAACAUUGGUGGCAGCAUGGGUUGUAUUUCUCAUUAUAUUUUUAAUAUAAUUUUUGGGUCGAUAAUAACUUUGACUUUAUUAUUUUUCAUUGACAGUUUUAAAAGAGAGAAAUUAUAA